AUGAUUCCGAAGUUGCAGUUCGCCAAGGUUGUCCGAGGUUUGCUGCCCGAGGAUUUCAGGAUCUCUGCUGACGGCUUGCUGGCUUUGCAAACAGCCGCCGAAGAUGAAGCACAUCGCGUUUUGAGCUGCCUGGCUACAUUGGCCGAGUCAUCUGGGCGUCAGGAGCCACUUGCCCGAGACGUUGUGACCAUGAAGAAAAUCCUUCAGUUGGCACCGAGCAGCGAGACAGUGAUUGAAGCUCGGCCCGAGAAGGAGGUGAAGGUCAGAUGUGGCCCGAAGAAGACCAAGGUGAAGACCGAGCAGACUGUCGUUAAGGCCGACAUAAAGUCCGAGACAAAGGUCAAGCGUGAACUUGUCUCUGGCCCGGGGCUUGCGGCACUGCGCACGAUUUCUGUGAGAAAGCCGAUCUUGGCAGUCCUAGAGAACGUCUGUGGGCUGAAGGCGUUCAUGACAGGUGUGGUCCAGCGAUUGACCAAGUUCGUUGCUGGAGACUACCAAGUUGUCGUCGUGCCUGGUCCAAGAUCUUGUGAUACAUGCAGCCGCAUGGCGGGAUGUCUAUUUUUCUACGUGAGUCUCAACUCUAGUCCAGCUAAGUUGGAGUUCGACGCUGUCGUGCUGGGAGCAGCAACGAGAAGGCCGAGGUUGUGGUUCCUGCUGAUCAGGAAGGAUUCGCUUCGGGUGGACGAUGCCGUGGCCGCUGUGUCCGAGCUCUUCCCCAAGCUUGUGAAGGCAGGUGCUGCGUUGCCCGAGAAAAUUUCGAACUUGGACCAGGGUCGCUUGCCUCAAACUUCGCAGCCGAAUUCACAUGAAUGA
Symbiodinium sp. CCMP2456 is the source of this 813-nucleotide messenger RNA. NCBI's taxonomy places the organism in Eukaryota, Dinophyceae, Suessiales, Symbiodiniaceae. The record is from the annotation of a GenBank genome assembly.